AAACAAUACAUUGCACGAAAUUAUCUAAUCUUAUAAUAAUAAUACUAAUAAUUAUUUUCAAUAUGUUACAACUUGUUACAAAUAAAAAAAUUCGAAAAAUUGGAACUUUCAAAAUUUAGUUCUUAUGUUACAAACUUCACCUUAAAAAUGAAAAAUCCCAAAAGAAUGGUACAAAACUACAAAUCGGGUCAUAGUAUUCGCAUUUCGGAGUUCCGCUAGAGAGAGAAAGAGAGUUAGUGAGAGCGUGAAAAUGGAAGCAGUGGUAGUCGAUGCAGGAUCCAAGCUUCUCAAAGCAGGCUUCGCCAUUCCCGAUCAACCUCCUUCUGUGAUCAUGCCUACUCAAAUGAAGUGUGUGCCAGAGGAAGCAAUAAAUGAUUUAAAGUUAUCGGAAGAGAUCACCGUUGAUCCUAUUGUGCGGGGUUUUAUCAGUGAUUGGGACGCGAUGGAAGAUUUAUUGCACCAUCUUGUAUAUAAUAGUCUUGGAUGGGAAAUCGGGAAUGAAGGCCAUAUAUUGUUUGCUGAUCCACUAUUAACUCCCAAGGCAGUGAGAGAACGAUUGGUCCAAAUGAUGUUCGAAAAGUUUAACGUAGCAGGCUUCUAUGCUACCGAGCAAGCCGUAUUAUCACUCUAUGCCGCAGGGCGUAUUUCUGGUUGCACGGUUGAUAUUGGUCAUGGCAAGAUAGAUAUUGCUCCGGUUAUUGAAGGAGCUGUUCAGCAUAUUGCCUCCAGAAGAUUUGAAAUUGGAGGUGCUGAUUUAACCAAGCUGCUUGCCGAGAAACUUGGGAAUUCUAAUCCUAUGGUGAAUCUCCGUAUUGAAGAUGUUGAGAAACUUAAAGAGCUAUAUGGAAGGUGUGCUGAAGAUGAACUUGCCUAUGAGAAAUUCCAGCAAUCAUGCCCUAAUGAACAGCAUACUCUACCUGAUGGCCAGGUAAUAAAUGUUGGAAAAGAAAAAUAUGCUGUGGGUGAAGCUCUAUUCCACCCUUCCGUAUUGGGUUUAGAGGCACAUGGCAUUGUUGAGCAGCUUGUUCGCUGUAUAUCAUGUGUACCUUCUGAGAAUCAUCGGCAGUUGCUGGAGAGUACUGUACUAUGUGGUGCAACAUCCUCCUUGACUGGGUUUGAGAGCAGAUUCCAGAAAGAAGCUAAUUUGAGCUCAUCUGCUAUUCAUCCUUCGGUGGUGAAGCCUCCAGAAUACAUGCCAGAGAAUCUGUCUCAAUAUUCGGCCUGGGUGGGCGGUGCUAUACUCGCCAAAGUUGUCUUCCCUCAAAAUCAGCAUGUAACCAAGGCAGACUACGAUGAAAACGGACCUGCUGUUGUUCACAGGAAAUGUUUCUGACUGAUAUCUUUGGCUGCUGCAGUUUUGCUACUCUGCUUACUACACCUAACACUGACAAAGCGAACAGAGGUUUGAACGAGCAAGAACAAAUUAUUGAAGUCUAUUUAUUUACUACCUGUCGGUAGGGAUCGUUUUAGAAGCAUCAUCGUCAAAAAGAGAUGUGUCGCGGAUUGGUAGCUAUGUGAUUUAUGUAUAUUGCUUAAACCAACAUUAGUUUUUUUAAUGUAGCUAUUUGAUGGAGAGAACCGUGUACCCCUUUUAACUUCAAUAUUUAGUGAGAAUUAUAUCGCAAA
Messenger RNA from Amaranthus tricolor (Joseph's coat), 1626 nucleotides. Its product is annotated as actin-related protein 7-like. The transcript is spliced from 7 exons. Gene Ontology annotation, biological process: anatomical structure morphogenesis. Lineage: Eukaryota; Viridiplantae; Streptophyta; Magnoliopsida; Caryophyllales; Amaranthaceae. Gene Ontology annotation, cellular component: nucleus. The coding region runs from base 251 to 1333 and encodes 360 amino acids. The record is from RefSeq and is a predicted model, not a curated record.